This is a messenger RNA of Heterotrigona itama, 3935 nucleotides long. The record is from the annotation of a GenBank genome assembly. Lineage: Eukaryota; Metazoa; Arthropoda; Insecta; Hymenoptera; Apidae.
GAGGCAAAUUGCUUUCUUUUUGAAAUUUAUCCAGCAAAUUAAAAACAGAAAAACGAGGUCACGUCGAGAAAAUUACCUCUAAAUACUUGUGAAUUAUUGAUUAUUGUAAUCAACGAUAUUAUUGUAAUUUGAAGGAUCGAUUACGUUUCGAAUCAAUACGUCCAACAAUAUUAUAGUAUUAAAUUUGAAGCGAGACCGAAAGGAACGGUUUCUUCGUGCUUUGAAACCAUCAAAGUGUUACGAAACUGUAAUGAAAACAAGAGUACAUAACAGGUGAAUUAUAUAGGCGUAGUCACGAGAUAUUCAGGAUAUACGUAUAUGUACAUACGGCGGUUGAACAUUCCGGUUAGUCAUUCGUCUCGUACGCCACAUUAUCGUGACAAGCGUUCGACAUUGAACGCUAAUUGGAAACCCAAAGUUCAGUGAUACGGGCGAGUGCCAGGCUGUCUCUGCGAAAAGUGCGGAAACUGAGGAGAUUGUGCGAGAAUUCAUCGAGUGGCGUUAAAAAUGAUGAAAACCAUGUGCAUUUCCGACAUAUACGUGCAGUGAAUUAGGUGAAUUAGGUCGGUGUGAUCAAAGUACACGAGCGCACCGGUGCUCGAAUUAGUAUGUUAUCAUCAUUGGCAAUAAAGUUUUAGAAGGACGCUGCUAUCAGUUGACGCUAUUUAUUCCGGCUCUCGUCAAACAGAUACGUUUACAACAAUACGUUAAAGAUCAUUUUUGUUGUUGCGACGCGUGCUGCUCGAUCGCGCAUCGACUUUGCAUUCAACUUUGCAAAGUGUCCAACACCAGGACACUGCGACAGCAAACGGAAUAAUUACAGGAUAAAGUCGUGCCAACUGAAGCAAAAUGAAUCGCUCUUCUUACGGAUGGAAAGCAGAAGUGGUCGAACCAGAGAUUGUACGCCAAGCAGCAUCGAAACCGGAAGUGAGUAUAUCGAUAUAUCAAGCGUAUUCGCGUUUUGCGUGAUAAAGUCGCUAUAAUAAUUGGUCGCAUCGAUUAUGCAACAACGUUGGAAAUUCAAUGUAGGUGACGCAUUUCGAGUUUAAAAACUCGCGCUGCUGCGCGUUAAUUCGCGACGUGUUCCGCAGAUGGCGCACUUGUCGCGCCUCGUUAAGUCGAGUACGCAAGCCGCAGUCGAUGCAAGCACAGGGCGCGCGGCGAGAAUAGCCUCCACCAAUAGAAUCGAUUCAAACGCAGAGAGACGAGUCGUAACCAAGUCUAUUUAUACUUGCAUGCACGCCUUCUCGUGUACGUACGACAUGUUUGACGAAUUUGACAACCCAACCGCCUAAAUUACGGCAGACAGUUGGACGUCAACAACAUGUCAGAAGGGGAACAUUCCACAGGACAACAAUCGUGCGCAUUAUGACGCGUUCAGCUUGGUUCAGUUGCGUGACGAAACAUGUAUGGUACGACGAUGCAUAGGUAAGGUAAGGGUGAAAGGAGCGAACCAGCUCAGUUCUUCGUGUCUCCGAACUAGUCAACUUGUUAGCGGUUCUAUACCCGCAAGUAAAGUUUUUUCUUUCAAGAGGCAUCACGUGUAGCGUGUAGAGACGUUUAGUGACCAGUGAUCGGUGGCGAUCGUUGCAGAGUGUAGCAGUCAUCGUGUAAGAGAGAUGAGUUAUGGGAACGCGGCUUCGCUCGACGACGUAUUCGUCAAAACAGCGGUGCAAGUUAAACGCUUCCUCCCGUCGCUUUUCAACAUCAAAGUGUUGGGCGAGAAAGGCUCUGGCUUCAGAGGUCGAGGAGCGGUGCAAGAUUUUAGCAAACUGAAGCACGAAUGUUUGGCCACCGGCACGCUUUUCGAGGAUCCGGAAUUCCCAGCCGACGAUUCGUCGUUGUAUUUCUCGAGAAGGCCCGACAGAUACAUCGAAUGGAAACGACCGAUGGAAAUCGCCGACAACCCUCAACUGUUCGUCGAGGGUUUUUCCAGAUUCGACGUUCAACAAGGGGAAUUGGGGGAUUGCUGGUUGCUGGCAGCAGUGGCGAACCUGACUAUGGAUAGCAACUUGUUCUUCCAAGUAGUUCCGGAGGACCAGAGUUUCGAGGAGAACUACGCUGGUAUAUUUCACUUCAGAUUCUGGCAGUACGGCAGAUGGGUAGACGUGGUGAUCGACGACAGAUUGCCGACGUAUCGGGGCGAAUUGCUCUACUUGCACUCGGCCGAGGUGAACGAAUUCUGGAGCGCUCUUCUGGAGAAGGCGUACGCCAAGCUUCACGGCUCGUACGAAGCGUUGAAAGGUGGCACAACCUGCGAGGCCAUGGAGGAUUUCACAGGUGGCGUGACGGAAAUGUAUCAGAUGGACGAAACGCCUCCAAAUCUAUUUAGCAUUUUGCUAAAGGCUUUCGAACGCAACUCGCUCAUGGGUUGUUCCAUCGAGCCUGAUCCAAAUGUAUUGGAAGCCGAGACGCCUCAAGGAUUGAUCAGAGGCCACGCUUACAGCAUCACACGCGUGAAACACGUGGAGAUUCAAACGCCGAAUCAAUAUGGGAGAAUACCGCUACUCAGGCUUCGAAAUCCGUGGGGAAACGAGGCGGAAUGGAACGGUCCGUGGAGCGAUCAGUCGCCAGAAUGGAGAUUCAUUCCCGACCACGAGAAGGACGAGUUGGGCCUGACGUUCGACAUGGACGGUGAAUUUUGGAUGUCGUUUCAGGACUUUACGCGAUAUUUCACGCAGCUAGAGAUAUGUAACUUGAAUCCGGAUUCGUUGACCGAGAACGAUUUAAACGCCGGUAAGAAGAAGUGGGAGAUGAGCGUGUUCGAGGGGGAAUGGGUGCGUGGUGUCACGGCUGGAGGUUGUAGGAACUUUUUAGAAACGUUCUGGCAUAACCCGCAAUAUCGAAUUACCCUCGAGUACCCGGACGAAGACGACGACGACAAGUGUACAGUGAUUGUUGCACUGAUGCAGAAAAAUAGGCGAGCACAGAGAAGAAUGGGUGCUGAAUGCCUCAGUAUUGGAUUCGCCAUUUAUCACCUCGAGUAUCCGGAACGGUUACCCAAGCCACUCGAUAUCAAUUUCUUCAAGUACAACGCGUCCGUUGGAAGAUCGCUGUUUAUAAAUUUACGAGAAGUAACAUGCCGUUUCAAACUACCACCUGGCGUCUAUUGCAUAGUUCCCAGUACGUUCGAUCCUAACGAAGAGGGGGAAUUCUUACUGCGAAUCUUCUCCGAGAAUAAGAACAACAUGGAGUUCAAGACGAAUCGGAUCAGGAUCGAAAUGCAGAAAAAGUACGAGAGUUCUUCAAAAAGCUCGCUGGCGACGAUAUGGAAGUGGAUUGGCUGGAAUUGAAGGAAAUCUUAGAUUUUGCGAUGCGAAAAGCUGUAUGUUACGGGUAGAACUAUUGCAGUCGGCGCGUCAUAGUGAGGCUCGUGCCCCCGAAACUGUACAAGGAGAUGGUUCGUUUAUCGACACUCUCGUCUCACUGCUCUGCGGCAUUCUUUGUAAUAACGAACAGUAUCAUAAGACUGUAGAAACAAAUGACAAAGGAUUCAGUAAGGAUGUGUGCCGUAGUAUGGUCGCCAUGCUAGAUACAGAUCAUUCUGGAAAGCUUGGAUUCGAAGAAUUUAAAACGUUGUGGAACGACAUAAGGAAAUGGAGGGCUGUGUUCAAAUUAUACGACAAAAAUGAAUCAGGAGAGUUGAGCGCGUUUGAAUUGAGGCAAGCGUUAAAUAGCGCAGGCUAUCGACUCAAUAAUCACAUUUUAAACAUCUUGGUACAUCGUUAUGGAACGAAGGAUGGCAUGAUCACCUUCGACGAUUACAUAAUGUGCGCGGUGCGACUGAAGACAAUGAUAGAUAUCUUCCGAGAACGAGAUCCAGACUCGACCAACACGGCAACCUUCACCAUGGAAGAGUGGAUAGAGAAAACCUUGUACUCGUAAUCUAGCGCACGUGCGUGUGUGUGUGUGUGUGUGUGUGUGUGUGUGUGUGU